AUGUCUAUGAAAGCUUUAGUAUACAACGGACCAGGUAAAAGAGAAUUCAAACAGGUUCCAAUCCCAAAAAUUGAAAGUUCCAAAGAUGCAGUGAUUAAAUUAGAAGCUACAACAAUUUGUGGUACAGAUUUACACAUUUUCAAAGGUGAUGUUCCAGAAGUCAAAGAAGGUACAAUCUUAGGUCAUGAAGGUAUCGGAAGAGUUCAUGAAGUUGGUUCAGAUGUUACUAAGUUCAAAGUUGGUGAUCGUGUUUUAGUUGCAUGUAUUACUGCCUGUGGAAGCUGUGUUUACUGUAAGAAGAACUUACAAUCCCACUGUCUUGAUGGUGGCUGGAUUCUAGGUCAUAACAUCAAUGGUACACAAGCUGAAUACACUCGUAUUCCUUAUGCUGAUAACUCUUUGCAUAAUGUUGAAAAAUAUGAAGGCAAAGUUUCAGAUGAAGCAUUGUUGAUGAUUUCAGAUGCUAUGCCAACUGGUAAUGAAAUUGGUGCUUUGAAUGGUCAAAUUACUGAAGGUGACGUUGUUGCAAUUGUUGGUGCUGGUGGUAUUGGUAGUUCUGCCUUAGUUGCAGUUAAAUCAUUCAACCCAGGAUUGAUUAUUGUCAUUGACCCUGAUGAAGAAAGAUUAAGAGUUGCAAAGGAAAAAUUUGGUGCUGAUGUUGGUAUUAAUCCAACUAAAGUUGAUGUUGUUGAAGAAAUUAGUAAACUUGUUGCUACUGUUAAUGUAGGCGAAAGAGCUAAUUUGACAAACAAAGUUGAUGUUGCAAUUGAAGCUGUCGGUAUUCCACAAACUUUUGACACUUGUCAAAACAUUAUCGCACCAGGUGGAAGAAUUGCAAAUGUUGGUGUUCAUGGUAAAGCCGUGAACUUCAAUAUUCAAGACUUAUGGUCACAAAACAUUACAUUGGCUACAGGUUUGGUCAAUGCUUACUCUAUUCCUGAAUUACUUGAAAAAGUUGCUUCUAACAGAGCUGAUCCAUCUGGACUUGUAACUCACAAGUUCACUUUUGACCAGAUGGAAGAAUCAUAUGAAACAUUUGGAGAUGCGUCCAAGAACAAAUGUAUCAAAGUGUUUGUAAAAUUUUAG
Molecule: messenger RNA, 1086 nt
Organism: Hansenula ciferrii
Lineage: Eukaryota; Fungi; Ascomycota; Saccharomycetes; Phaffomycetales; Wickerhamomycetaceae
Product: L-threonine 3-dehydrogenase
Exons: 1
Coding region: 1-1086 (361 amino acids)
Molecular function (GO): oxidoreductase activity; zinc ion binding
Source: RefSeq, a predicted model, not a curated record